AACGAUCGAGGAUGUUUCAGUGAGAAUGAGACAUCCGACAACCACAUGGUCACUUGUAAGCCCAUUGGACUUGGCACCCUCGAGACAGAUCGAAUAUGCUUUCAUUUGUUCCAUCUUAUCCUGACCACUCAUGAUAUAGUUGCUUCAUAGGCUGAAUUUGCAACUCAAAAAGACAGUUAGACAACCUGUCUGAAUUACGUACAGAACAAAGGCAUAGAAUAAAAAUAAAAGAUGCACACCCUUUUGCGAGAAUAUAUCACUAGAUUCUUAUUUCCAUGAUUAUUAAUAUUCGAUUUCUGUUCAAUUAGUGUUCAUCAGAAAACUUCUUGAAGAAAAAAAGAAGAAGCAGUUUUUGCUUGUAGUUCUGAUGUCAGGGCCUGAUUAUCAAGCCAAAUGUAUCAACAGCAGUGAUAUUGUGACAAUCUUAGCAGCAGAAGGGGUUCAGUUCCUUUUAUCUGGUGAGGGAAAGGUACCCUUAUCAGCUUGUGAUGGGAAGACAACUUGCCUCUUUUUCUCCGCAAACUGGUGCAGAGCCUGCAAAAAUUCUAUCCCCAAACUGGUAGAGAUUUACGAGACGCUAAGAAGAAGAAGUGAAAAGAUAGAGUUUCUGUUUAUUUCGUUUGAUCACAACGAAAAGGAAUUCAAGGAACACUUUAAGCACAUGCCAUGGCUUGCAGUUCCAUUUGAUGUAAACUUGAAUAGACGAUUGAGCAAUCGGUACCAUGUUAAACAUAUGCCAUCACUGAUUCCAUUGAGUUCAUCAGAUGAUCAGAUAUCAAUAGAAGAGGACUUGAUUAGGUUGAUUGAGGACUACGGCCCCGAAGCAUUUCCCUUCACUAAGAGCAGAAGAGAGGAAUUGAAAGCUUCUGAUGCUGGGAUGCUUGAAGGAGGAAAAUUAGAAGAUCUUUUGGCACACCAAGGACGAGAUUAUGUCAUAUCUAAGGAUGGUAGAAAGGCGUUAGUAUCAGAACUUGUUGGAAAGACCAUAGGCCUCUACUUCGGAGCACAUUGGUGCCCACCUUGUCAAACCUUCACUGCACAACUUUUAGAAGCUUACAACGAUCAUCUCAUGAGUUCUAAAGAGCAAGACUUCGAAAUUAUUUUCGUCUCAACAGAUCGGGACCUCAAUGAAUUCAAUCUCAGCCUGGAAAGCAUGCCAUGGCUGGCCAUACCAUAUCUGGACAAAACACGAAACGACCUGUGCAGGAUCUUCAACAUCAAAGGGAUUCCAGCUCUAGUCCUCGUCGGAGCAGAUGGGAAGACCAUCGGCACAAAUGGGAGGGCCAUCAUCAGCUCGUAUGGCGCCAAGGCUUUCCCGUUUACAAAAUCGAAGGUUGGAGAGGUGGAAGCAGCGUUGAGAAAGGAAGGAGAUGCAUUGCCCCGACAAGUGAAGGAUAUAAAGCAUGAACACUUGCUCAAGCUGGACAUGGCCAAAGCAUACCUAUGUGACUCUUGCCAAAUUAGAGGGAAAUUUUGGGCCUUCUCUUGUGAUGUAUGUGACUAUGACCUGCAUCCUGCAUGUAUAGAAGAAGCAUCAUAAAAAUCGGUGAUUAUUGGAGUUAAAAAUAUAUAUAUAUAGAUUGACUAUAUAUUAAUUUUG
This is a messenger RNA of Alnus glutinosa, 1600 nucleotides long. Its product is annotated as probable nucleoredoxin 3. The transcript has 3 exons. NCBI's taxonomy places the organism in Eukaryota, Viridiplantae, Streptophyta, Magnoliopsida, Fagales, Betulaceae. The coding region runs from base 368 to 1540 and encodes 390 amino acids. The record is from RefSeq and is a predicted model, not a curated record. Gene Ontology annotation, molecular function: thioredoxin-disulfide reductase (NADPH) activity.